Messenger RNA from Brugia pahangi, 1041 nucleotides. Lineage: Eukaryota; Metazoa; Nematoda; Chromadorea; Rhabditida; Onchocercidae. The record is from the annotation of a GenBank genome assembly.
AUGUCAUUGAAAUGUAUGCCUUUGCUAAUACUUAAUAUGGGCAGCGAAAUGAUUUUUAUUUUGCAGCAACGUUUAAAGGCUCAAAAUGUUGACAAAGAGAGGAUGACACAAGUGCUACGAGAUAUUUCACAUAUUUUAUUUAAUACAAUAUUUUUAAAAGAAUUAUUUAAGCCACAAUAUAUUUGUAGCAAACAAAUUAUGCGAAUUUUUUUUGAAAAAAUUAUUCAUUCAACCAUUAUGAGACUUGAUGAAAUGAGUAUGGAUAAAUUAUAUGCAUUGAUGACAAUGACAUACAAAUAUCAACUUCAACUUUGCAAUGGACCUGAAAAUAUUCUCUUCAUUACGCUUAAUCAUUUUGAUUGCGUCCGUCAAAUUUUACGUGAUGAUCAAAAAUUAAAUCAAUUCUUGGACGUAGCUCAUCGAAUGGUUAUUCUAACUUAUCAUAAAAUUGCACUCUGGGAGCAAGCAAUGAUUCGAAGUUGUUUGUUAAAUUUUUUUCAGGAUUUACGUGUGAAUAUAUCAUUGUUCGUACGUGAAAAUAAGCAAACGGAUGACGGACGUUUUAUUCUUUUUCCGGAAACAAAUUAUCAAUUACCCUACAAUGGUAAACCACCUGGAAUGAUCAAAUAUUUUGACAGCGACGGAAAAACUUUUUCGGAAUCGUUCAUAACCGAUGAUAAUGUCAUUUCAUAUAAGCCAUGCAUCACAAAGGGAAGCAUAGAAUUGAAUAUGAAUGAUAGAGGUACAACAUUAGGUUGCAAUAUGUAUGUGUCACCAGAAACUUUACAGGUAAAAAAUGAUGGAAUAAUAAUGAAAUCUGAGAAUCCAUUACCAGAUGAUGAGUUACAACUAUUAUCAGCACUAAUUAUCAGUCCUCAACAAAAUCAACAAAAAGGAUUUGAAUUGAGUUUAUUUACGGAUGAAAUGGAGGAACAAACAUUUCUGCAAGAAUGUAAUAAAACAAUCACAACAAUAACUCAUAUCGAUGCUCGAAAACAUCGUAAAACAAUUACUGCAGCAAUUGCUGAUGUAAAAACAUAA